This is a messenger RNA of Tetranychus urticae (two-spotted spider mite), 3700 nucleotides long. Lineage: Eukaryota; Metazoa; Arthropoda; Arachnida; Trombidiformes; Tetranychidae. The record is from RefSeq and is a predicted model, not a curated record.
UUAAUAUAUAUAUUUAGUAAAAAUUAUUUCUUGUUUUUGAAAGACACAUUUUUCUCUCUACAUAUUUCAUCUUUCGUUUCAUCCCUUCUAUUUUUUGUCUUAUUGAACUGUUUCAAUUUUACAACGUUACAAGACAUAUUACCUAAAGAUCCUCUCAAUCAAAGAGUCAAUCAUGGAUAAGGUUGAUAAAGAUCAUCAAAAAAUUUGUAAAGUAUGUUCAGACAAAGCCAUGGGAUUUAAUUUUAAUGCUAUAACCUGUGAAUCUUGCAAGGCUUUCUUCAGGCGCAAUGCCUACAAGAGCGAGAAAUUAAGAUGCCCUUUUAAUGGUAACUGUAAUAUUGAUGUAAUUACUCGACGAUUCUGUCAAAAAUGUCGUCUAGAGAAAUGCUUCCGUGUUGGUAUGAAGAAAGAGUGGAUAUUAUCAGAGGAACAGAAAAAAAUGAAACGAGCCAAAAUUGAACAGAAUAAGCUUAAAAGACAAGCUGCCUUAGAAUGCAAUGGUGAAAGUAACAAUGGAAAUAGUAAUAGUGGCAAUGGAUUUGAAUUUAGUGGCGCAUCAAAUCAAUCAGGUAACCAAAGGACGACAUCUGUAAGUUCAAAUAACUCCAACACUUCAACGAGGAUUUCAAUAGAUUCAUCAACAUCUGAUACACCACUAUUCGAUGAUAACGUUGAGACUCCUGAAAGAUUUUUGGAUUACAUUGACAAAGAAAUUGACACAUACAAGGGCAACCUGAUGUCCCCCGAUUCAGAUUUUAGAUUGGAAGAUGGGCGUCCAGAAAGAUCUAGAUCAAAUGCCAAUGAAAGCUCAUACGGUGAUAAUGGUGUUACACGUAAACAAGACUUAUGGAGGUUAAGAGUGAAUCGCAGAAUAUUGGAGACCAAUUUUACACCUCUUUACCUCCGAAAUGAUCGAACUCAGCCAAGUCACCAACUCAAUGAACUGGAGUCCAUGAAAUUAGAAGAGUUGAUGACAGCUUUUGGAACCAUUGAUGAACCUCUUUUCACCAAACCUUACGAUGAAGAUCACACCGACAUUACUGAUCUUGUAAGGCUGUCAGACUUGUCCAUACGAAGGAUAAUCAAAUGGUGUAAAAGGAUACAAUGUUUCCGAAAUCUUUGCAUAGAAGAUCAAAUUGCUCUUUUGAAAGGAGGAUGUCUUGAAAUGAUGCUUAUGAAAGCCUCAAUUAGUUUUAACCUUGACGAUGAAUGUUGGCAGGAUGAAAUAACCAAAUGUAGCUUAACUCUUAACGUCUUUCGCACCAAAGGAGAUUUGUACAAUGCUCAUCGAGAGUUUAUCAAGAAUUUUAAUCCACGGUGGAGACAGGAUCACUAUGUUAAUCUUCUUUUAGUGGCCAUUGUCCUAUUCACACCUGAAAGAGCAAAUCUUCGUCAUCCAAACACAGUCAGAUUAGAACAGUAUUCAUAUAUCUAUCUACUAAGAAGAUACCUCGAAACUAGGUGUAACUCUGUUUGUGAAGCUCAUGCCGAUCAUUACCAGUUGAUGAUGAAAUUGGAGGACUUACGGGAGCUCAACGAAAAUCACAUAAGGAUAUAUUUAGAAGCUGGAACCGAAGCUAUUGGGCCACUUUUGAUUGAAAUUCUUGACCUUAAGCAUUGAAUCGCUUGUAAUGAAACAGGAAAAGAAAUGAACAAAAGACAUUAUUGGAAAAGACAAAAUGAGAAUCAAGCAAAGUUGCAGAUAAAAACUAAGGUUUUCUUGGUGGAUUUGGUGCAAUUAUUACUCUGCUACAAACUGUAAUACACACACGGUCAAAGCUUUGUGAAAAAUGAUAAUGAUCCUGGAUUUUUUAAUAUGUGUGUUUGUAUAUUUCAAGUGUUUUUCAAGUUAUUGGGAUGAUUUGCUUUAAUUUAUCUUUUACCUCAAAACUCGAAAAUCUCAUAAUGCGAGAUUCCAACGUCCAAAGACUAGACUGACAAAUUAACUACAAAAUGCUUCACAAACACCAAAUAUACAUACAUAAGCAUAUACAUACACAAACAAUCCUUACACAUAAUUAUAAAUAUUUGCGCAUGUUACGUGUUAAUAUCAAUUAUCUUGAUGAAAUCGGACGGGUCCGUGAAUUUCAAGCAUCUGUUACCACUUUACACACGUUCUUGCUCGUCUUCGUUUUAACUCUCUUAUUCAGUUCAACUAUAUUUUUCGAUAACAUGUUCUUAUUCAAGAGCGUUGAGAAAAAAAAAGAAUUAUUUCGACAAUGUUCUCAUUGAGAACUAGUUUGUUUUUGUACAUAAACGUCGAAGUCUAUUAACAUUUUAUCCAAGUUAUCCUAGAUCCUAUUAAGCUGCUUAUCUACCCUGAGUUAGGUUAUUCAAUUAUCUAAAAGAAUCACUCACGGAUGGAAAGGAAAAUAAUUGGAACUAAAGUCUUGAUCGAUCCAAAUCACAAGAGACGCGAAAAAAAACCUAAAAAAUAAUUCAACUAUCCUGAUAUUCAACUGGUCAAGAUCAAAUCCUUUCUUCAUUUCUUUCAUUUUCCCAUGAAUAAUAAUUCAAUGCAUUCAUGAAUUUAUUUACACACAUUGACAUGCAUAUGAAUUAUUAUCAUUUCCCUAAGUUGUAUCAACUUUCUCCUUCCCUUUUUAGUGGACAUAUGGUGCAUUCAUAUCAUGAGAUGAAAAAAAGUUACAAAAAAAAUCCUAUGUAAAUAAAAAGUAUCUAUUUCUGAUAAAUAGACACUUUUUAGGUAUCGCCAUCUUUUCUUGGUCUCAUCUAAUUGUUGUCGAAAGAAUCAAUAUUCAAGAUUACGUAAAUUGAGCAAAAGAUUGCUUAAAAUGAAUAGUUUGACUAAAUUGAAUGUUAAUUAUGAAAAUAUAUUUACAUAUUACCCUGAAUAUGUACUUGGAAAUAAUUACCUCGAAUUAUUCUUGUAUCUUUUUUUCUAGUUUCAUUUCUUUCGUCAACAAAUCUAAGCCUUUCACUUUUCAUUAACUUUACCACUUUAUAUUAAUCUAACCUCUGUGAUUGCCCUUGUGAUCCUCCUCGAACCACCAAAUUGUUACUAUUGUUAGCAACAAAAGCUUAAUAUUUUGCCUGUUUUAAGCUCAUUGUAUUUCAUCUUGCCAAUGUUAUUAAUUGUACUAACCACUGUAAGAUCAUUUCUUUAUUCCUGAUUUAACCUGUUAAUUUUGCUCACAUUGUUACCAUUUCGGGAAUUGCUGCCUAAUGUCCUUCUCAAUUUCAAAAUGGUUAACAAAUUGAAAAAUCCUUUUGUCAAUUAUAUUUGUCUUAUCUAUUUUUUUAGGUUAACUUCACCACCAAAUGAACCACUAAGACUACCACCAACACAUUACUAGCCAAAUCAAGCCAUUCAAUCCCAAUUAUAAUUUGAAUUAACUAUGAAAUGAGAUUUUUCUCUGUCCACUAUCAAUAAUUGCACCAAGAGAAAGGACAAACCGACUCGUCUGAUAAAGUAAAUUUGGCAUCAACGACUAUUUAUGGUCGCAUCUUUUUUUUGUUCAUUGUCAAUUGCAUAUCACGUUCUUUACCUUAAUAUCUAGAUAUUGUUAGGUUUCACUGAUAAUUGGUACAAACUGGUUAUGUUUAAGAAUUAAGAAUGUGAAAUUAAUGCAAAACAAUAAGAAAAUCAUUGUAUUGUCAAAGUAUGUAAUUUUCUCGUACGUAUUGAAUUGUGAAUCAAACACAAACGGAAAGUAAAAUAAAAUUUGCCUGAACAAAA